AUGUCACUCCGAGCGAAGGCGACUCUAACUGGUGCCUGUCUUUUCACCGCCCUCACCGUCUAUGCGGUUCACUUUCAGCAGAAGCAGGAACGUGAGACGCAAUACCAAGGCGUUUUAAAGGACGACGUCCGCCGGACGGAGAAGAUGCGCCAGCGCCAGGAGGAUUUUGAAGAAUCCAAGCGGAAGCGCGCCUUGUACGAGAGUGUCGAAAAGGUUGAUAAAACUACGUCUGGUGCAUGA
This is a messenger RNA of Guyanagaster necrorhizus, 240 nucleotides long. RefSeq lists its product as uncharacterized. The coding region runs from base 1 to 240 and encodes 79 amino acids. Gene Ontology annotation, biological process: mitochondrial respiratory chain complex IV assembly. The record is from RefSeq and is a predicted model, not a curated record. The transcript has 2 exons. NCBI's taxonomy places the organism in Eukaryota, Fungi, Basidiomycota, Agaricomycetes, Agaricales, Physalacriaceae. Gene Ontology annotation, cellular component: mitochondrion.